AUGCGCCGCCUGCAGACGCAGCUCCUCCGCCGUUUCCAAGGCCUUCACAAGUCCUCAACUAUGCUGCCCUUAAAGAGUGAUCUUCGGACACCUGUGUGUCCAGUUGAAGAUGAGGCGGCUCUCCAGUUGGCACGUCAGUGCCUGCUGACGGGACAGGUUAUUGCCCUUCCCACCGACACUGUUUAUGGUCUGGCCUGCGAUGCCAAUAAUGAGUCGGCCAUCCAAAAGCUCUACGAGAUCAAGGGUCGGGAUGAGCACAAGCCGGUGGCUAUCUGCGUUCACAACAUCCCCGCUCUGCGUCGCUUUGGUCAGGCUUCCCAUCUCAGCGACGAGCUGCUAACUCGUUUGCUCCCGGGACCCCUGACCAUUGUGAUCGAGCGGACGCCCCAGUUGAGCAACCGGUUCCUUAAUCCCAGCACCUCCAAGAUCGGCAUUCGCAUUCCGGACUUUAAUUUCAUUCGAGAUUUGUGCGCCGUGUGGCAAGAUCAGCCUUUGGCCCUGACCAGUGCCAAUCGCUCCAGUGCGCCCAGCAGUUUGCAAGUGUCCGAGUUUCGUUCGUUGUGGCCGCAUUUGGGCGCCGUCUUCGAUGCUGGCCAAAUCGGGCUUACCGAAGAGCGACGCCUGGCCUCCACAGUCAUUGAUUUGGCCACUCCGGGUUAUUUCGAGAUUGUUCGGGCAGGAGUGGCUUUGAAACAGACUCUCAGUUUGAUGGAGGAGUUUGGUAUCCAGUCGCGGGAAAUUUUGUAGAUUAAUAAGUUUAAACGAAAUAAAUUAUAGUUUUCACUCCGAA
Drosophila ficusphila is the source of this 790-nucleotide messenger RNA. RefSeq names its product yrdC domain-containing protein, mitochondrial (gene Tcs1). Gene Ontology annotation, cellular component: cytoplasm. Gene Ontology annotation, molecular function: tRNA binding; double-stranded RNA binding; nucleotidyltransferase activity. The transcript has a single exon. Lineage: Eukaryota; Metazoa; Arthropoda; Insecta; Diptera; Drosophilidae. Gene Ontology annotation, biological process: regulation of translational fidelity. The record is from RefSeq and is a predicted model, not a curated record. The coding region runs from base 1 to 747 and encodes 248 amino acids.